UAAAUAAAUAAAGAUACCACAAGAUUGUCCUUAGACGGUAUUUCUACUCCCCUCACCCUAAAACAAUCCGUGUGCUUGAUGCUAUGAUGCCAACUUCCCAGAUGGAGAAACUGAGACUGAGGCAUCAAGAACUUGGAUUGUGCAUCCUUUUCUCCCUUUCUCCAGAAAAAGGAACCCUGGGCUGCCCUGAUAGCUAUAGGAAAGGAGGCACCAACAACAGGCAUUCUCAAGGUCCCUAUACCCAGCAUCCAACUUGCACACAACCUAGUCAUGGAAGUCUCUUCCCAUCUGACCUUUCCAGUAGCCUAAGAGACAAUUUUCCCAUUCUCACUGUGCAGAUUAGCAAAAUUGAGUCUAGGGAAAGAGCAAUAAUGUGAAGACCCUUUCGAUGGGAGUUGGGGCUUCCAACUGCCUUCAAUUCCAGUGGCAGUUCAGAGUACAACUUUAGAUGUCAACAAAUCUGGACAUAAAUAGUUUGCCCUUCCCAAGGGAAUUUGAUCAUUCAAAGCCUCAGUUUUUUAAUCCAUAAAAUGAACAGGAUUCAAUGAGAAAAUGUAGGCGAAGUCUUAGCCCAGGAAGAACUUGCAAUUUUUUGUUUCUGAUUUCCAAAAAACAAAAGAAAAUGAAAAAUAAAGAAAAAAGCAGAGUAUGGUGUUUGUGAGAACUCUGUGCAAAGCAAGAGUCAACUUGGAUCUGAAUGGGUAUUUGUGCCUGAGUUUUGUGACCACUCAGAGAAUUUAGAGCAAGUCAGGAAUGACAUCGCUUGGAAGGAUCUGAGUUGUAGAGUCAGAGAUCUGGGGCUGAUCGUGGCUUUGCCACCAGCUUUGGACUGGGCAUCCGACCUAACCAGCCCUCAGUUUCCUUAUCUGUAAAAUGGGGGAUCAUGAUAAACCAUUCCUUCUCAGGACUGCUAUGAACCCUGGAGGUCCUGGCAUUGUGGGGGACUCAGCAUGUCCCCACUCCAGGCCUGACAGGUCUUCCUCUUUGACCCCAGACACAGCUGUGAUCAGCCCCCAGGAUCCCACACUCCUCAUCGGCUCUUCCUUGAAGGCCACAUGUUCAGUGCUCGGGGACCCACCAGGGGCCACUGCCGAGGGUCUUUACUGGACUCUCAAUGGGCGCCGCCUGGCCCCUGAGCUUUCCCGUGUGCUCAAUGCCUCCACCCUAGCCCUCGCCCUCGUCAACCUCAAUGGAUCCAGGCAGCAGUCAGGGGACAACCUUGUGUGCCAUGCCCGCGACGGUAGCAUCUUGGCUGGCUCCUGCCUCUAUGUUGGCUUGCCCCCUGAGAAACCCUUUAACAUCAGCUGCUGGUCCAAGAACAUGAAGGACUUGACCUGCCGCUGGAUGCCUGGGGCCCACGGGGAGACCUUCCUCCAUACCAACUACUCCCUCAAGUACAAGCUGAGGUGGUAUGGGCAGGACAACACAUGUGAGGAGUACCACACAGUGGGGCCUCACUCCUGCCACAUCCCUAAGGACCUGGCCCUCUUUACACCCUAUGAAAUCUGGGUGGAGGCCACUAACCGCCUGGGCUCGGCGCGCUCUGAUGUGCUUACACUGGACAUCUUGGAUGUGGUGACCACGGACCCCCCUCCUGAUGUGCAUGUGAGCCGCGUCGGGGGCCUGGAGGACCAGCUGAGUGUGCGCUGGGUCUCGCCACCUGCCCUCAAGGAUUUCCUCUUUCAAGCCAAGUACCAGAUUCGCUAUCGUGUGGAGGACAGUGUGGACUGGAAGGUGGUGGACGAUGUGAGCAACCAGACCUCUUGCCGCCUGGCUGGCCUGAAACCAGGUACUGUCUACUUUGUGCAAGUACGCUGCAACCCCUUCGGCAUCUAUGGCUCCAAGAAAGCUGGAAUCUGGAGUGAGUGGAGCCACCCAACGGCUGCAUCCACUCCCCGCAGUGAGCGCCCGGGCCCGGGCGGCGGAACGUGCGAGCCGCGGGGCGGCGAACCGAGCUCGGGGCCGGUGCGGCGCGAGCUCAAGCAGUUCCUGGGCUGGCUCAAGAAGCACGCAUAUUGCUCGAACCUCAGCUUCCGUCUCUACGACCAGUGGCGAGCCUGGAUGCAGAAGUCGCACAAGACCCGCAACCAGCACAGGACGAGGGGAUCCUGCUCUCGGGCAGACGGAGCACGUCGAGAGGUCCUGCCAGAUAAGCUUUAGGCCACCUUCCCUGCCACGUGGAGACCCAGGGAUGGAACCCAAACUGGGGCCACCUCUGUACCCUCACUCCAGGGUGCCUGAGCACCCUCAGCAGGAGCUGGGGCAGGCACUCUUGAGUUUUGACAGCCACAACAGCUCUGAGCCCCAUGUGAGGCCACCUCUGGGUGCACCCUAGCGUGUGGUGGGGUGUGCAUGAGGGUUGGUUGAGCAGUCCAGAACCCUUGCUGGGGCUGGGGGUGAAAAGGAGUCAUUAUUCCCCCAACCAAGGGUCCUUCUAAAAGAGUCUUUUAAAAUAAAAUGAGCUAUUUAAGUGC
Molecule: messenger RNA, 2474 nt
Organism: Nycticebus coucang (slow loris)
Lineage: Eukaryota; Metazoa; Chordata; Mammalia; Primates; Lorisidae
Gene: CRLF1
Product: cytokine receptor like factor 1
Exons: 8
Coding region: 874-2160 (428 amino acids)
Biological process (GO): cytokine-mediated signaling pathway
Cellular component (GO): external side of plasma membrane
Molecular function (GO): protein binding; cytokine receptor activity
Source: RefSeq, a predicted model, not a curated record